CCCAGUAACAAGUAGCCCAUGGGCCAAGCUGCCACGUGUCAUCACGAAAUGACGAAAAAGGACAGCACCUGCGAUUCACGACGAUCGAUCUCAGCUCGACUCAGCUCCAUCUUCCUCUUCCUCACUCCCCUGAGCUCCCUGUUCCUCCGAUUUCAUCUGCUGAAGUUGAGAUACUGUGUUUGUGUCUAGAGAGAGGGGGGUGCAAUCGUCAAAACCGAUGGGCGGCGGAGGUGAUCAUGGACACGGCCAUGGCGACUUCAGGAGCAAGGUUUGGAGCAUGGCCGGUGGGCCCUACUGCAGGCCCAAGCACUGGAAGCGCAACACUGCCAUUGCUAUGGUCGGCAUCGUCCUCGUCUGCAUUCCGGUUGCCAUGACAUCCGCAAAGCUCGAGCAACGGCCUCAUAUGCCUGUUCGCCCGAUACCUUCACAGAUGUGGUGCAAGAACUUUGGGAACAAAGAAUAUUAGACGAUCCCAGUAAUUGCAGCUGUCUCUGAAGCACCAAGCCCCGUGCUAUUGAUCACAAGGUUGUUUUUUUUGUUGGGACUCAUAAGAGUGUUCAGUCAAAUGUGUUGUUGAACCCUUCUGACAGACGCCGUGAAUUUUUAUGAGUGAUUCAUCUGGAAUAAGGCUUUAUGGAAUAUCUGACCGCUUUCUCUGAAAACAGAUCUGGAUCUCGAUCUUGCUUGUUCUGAUCUAGUUGUUUUAUUGUAUCUUUCUUUAUGGGCGGAUCGAUCAUUAUCCAGGUAACUCUUGAGACAAGCUUGUAUACUAUAGGUGGGAGAGUAUGGUUUAUCUUCUGCUUGGAGACUCGUAUUGAUCGGAUUUGACA
Punica granatum (pomegranate) is the source of this 830-nucleotide messenger RNA. NCBI's taxonomy places the organism in Eukaryota, Viridiplantae, Streptophyta, Magnoliopsida, Myrtales, Lythraceae. The record is from RefSeq and is a predicted model, not a curated record.